Molecule: messenger RNA, 1941 nt
Organism: Microdochium trichocladiopsis
Lineage: Eukaryota; Fungi; Ascomycota; Sordariomycetes; Xylariales; Microdochiaceae
Product: cysteine desulfuras-like protein
Exons: 2
Coding region: 135-1676 (513 amino acids)
Biological process (GO): [2Fe-2S] cluster assembly
Cellular component (GO): mitochondrion; cytosol; nucleus
Molecular function (GO): pyridoxal phosphate binding; cysteine desulfurase activity
Source: RefSeq, a predicted model, not a curated record
GCUCAGGUGCAGCUUUGCAGUUGUCAUGAGUUAUUGCCGUGGCCUGCAUAUUUUCACCGCCCGCCCCUGCGCAACAACCUCCACCCGCUCCCCAUCGUCUACUUUUUCUUAUCUUCUUACAACCUCUCGACAAGAUGGUUCACGUGGCAUCAUCCGCGCUGAGGCAGGCCUCGCGCCUUGGCCUCAAGCAGACACUUUCCGGUGCGCCUGCGAGAGCAGUCGUUUCCGCCGCUCCCAGAGCUCUCGCAUCCGCCACGCGGACGACGAGGCGGCAGUAUGUCUCCGAGUCGAAGCGCGACCAUGCCCAAGUCAACGUCGAGACCGCCAUCAAGCUGGACAAGAGCAACUUCAUGAACGAAAAGGGUGAGCUCGUCAUGCCUGGUUCCGGUGCUUCCGCUACUGCCAUCGAUGGAUCCAGCCCCGUGGCUGCUGUCCUCAAGGAGGCGACGGUACUGGAUGAGGGACAACGACCAAUCUACCUCGACAUGCAGGCCACGACGCCGGUCGAUCCCAGAGUCUUAGACGCCAUGUUACCUUACUUCGUUGGCGUGUACGGCAACCCCCACUCGCGGACGCACGCAUACGGCUGGGAAAGCGAGAAGGCUGUCGAAACUGCGCGUGAGCACGUCGCGAGUCUCAUCGGUGCGGAUCCCAAGGAGAUCAUCUUUACAAGCGGCGCGACCGAAAGCAACAACAUGAGCUUGAAAGGUGUCGCCAGGUUCUUCGGCCGGUCAGGCAAGAAGAGGCAUAUCAUCACGAGCCAGACUGAGCACAAGUGUGUCCUUGACAGCUGCCGUCACCUCCAAGACGAAGGCUUCGAGGUCACAUACCUGCCCGUCCAGAAUAACGGCCUGAUUAACAUGGCGGAGCUCGAGGCUGCGAUGCGUCCUGAAACGGCCAUCGUCAGUAUCAUGGCCGUCAACAAUGAGAUUGGUGUUGUGCAGCCCCUGGAAGAGAUUGGCAAACUCUGCCGGUCCAAGAAGGUCUUCUUCCACACAGACGCCGCUCAGGCUUUCGGCAAGAUCCCGAUGGAUGUCAACGCCAUGAACAUCGAUCUCAUGUCCAUCUCGGCACACAAGAUCUACGGCCCCAUGGGGAUCGGUGCCUGCUACGUCCGGCGACGACCAAGAGUUCGCUUGGACCCCAUCAUCAGUGGUGGUGGCCAAGAGAGAGGUCUCAGGAGUGGCACCCUCGCCCCUCCCUUGGUCGUCGGUUUUGGCGAGGCUGCCCGCAUCGCCAAACAAGAGCUCGAGUAUGACUCGAAACGGAUCAAGGCUCUUUCGGACCGGUUACUCAAAGGUCUCCUCUCCCUCGAACACACGACACAGAACGGAGAUCCGGAGCGUUUCUACCCUGGCUGCGUGAAUGUUUCAUUUGCUUAUGUUGAGGGUGAAUCUCUCCUGAUGGCUCUCAAGGACAUCGCCUUGUCGUCAGGCAGUGCCUGCACAUCAGCCUCCCUGGAGCCGAGCUACGUCCUGCGAGCUCUUGGCAACAGCGACGAGAGUGCCCAUAGCAGUAUCCGCUUUGGCAUUGGCCGUUUCACCACCGAGGCCGAGAUUGACUACGUCCUCAAGGCUGUCCAGGAACGUGUCACUUUCCUCCGCGAACUGUCGCCCCUGUGGGAGCUCGUCCAGGAGGGUAUCGAUCUCAACACAAUCGAAUGGAGCCAGCAUUAGGAUUGGAAUAUUUCCCGGACACUUUCAUUCUUAUCGCUCAGCUCGCUGACGCCGUCGCCGACAUGAAUAGUCUGGGACUGGUGGGCGUACGAGCUUCUGUAAUUUUGCACGGCCCAUUUGGUCGUUGUACAACAGCACAUCCACGUUCUUUGUCAGGGUCUUACCCGAUGUGAGAUCGAACACGAGGGUCACUCGCUCAUCAUGUGCACGAAAGGCAAUCCGGUAGCAUGCCAGGUCAGAGUGGGCGGGAUAUCUGACGAACAGU